AUCCUAUAGGUUGAGCGACCGAGAAAGUUCAAGAGAUAGAUGGUGAUGUAUUUCGCCGGUGUCCAGGACGAAGCCGGCAACCAAGUCGCCGCCGCCGCUGCCGUGCAGAGCUACGGAGGACUAGAGUCUAGUCCUUCCCAGCCACCAAUGACGCCGCGGCCGCCAGACUUCUCCUUAAGAGGAAGCGACGCCUUUGCCGCGGCGGCGACGAGCCAUCACCCCUACGACCGAUUCGGCUCCGCCUCCACUUCCGCCGCCGCCGCCCCUGGCCCAGUGUACUUCAACGACGGCCAGGACUUGAACUCCAUAGUUGCGGCCGGGUGACGCCAAUUCCGUACCGGAAAUGGGUGGUUUCGCCGGAUCUCACCAGGCGGUGAUGACGAGCCCCGGUUAGGGGUUUCGUACCUUCUUCGCCAAUAUUUUUUUUAUUUAAUUAAUAUACAAUCCUUUAUAUAUUAAAAAGGAGAAUUGAGCUUCCAGAAUUACGACAUUUGGCACGCUGACUAGACAAUUUU
Messenger RNA from Cuscuta campestris, 515 nucleotides. The record is from the annotation of a GenBank genome assembly. NCBI's taxonomy places the organism in Eukaryota, Viridiplantae, Streptophyta, Magnoliopsida, Solanales, Convolvulaceae.